Ciona intestinalis (vase tunicate) is the source of this 2037-nucleotide messenger RNA. RefSeq names its product dolichyl pyrophosphate Glc1Man9GlcNAc2 alpha-1,3-glucosyltransferase-like. Gene Ontology annotation, cellular component: endoplasmic reticulum membrane. Gene Ontology annotation, molecular function: dolichyl pyrophosphate Glc1Man9GlcNAc2 alpha-1,3-glucosyltransferase activity. The record is from RefSeq and is a predicted model, not a curated record. Gene Ontology annotation, biological process: dolichol-linked oligosaccharide biosynthetic process; protein N-linked glycosylation. NCBI's taxonomy places the organism in Eukaryota, Metazoa, Chordata, Ascidiacea, Phlebobranchia, Cionidae.
UAAAGCUCUGAAAUAGAAUUCAGUAAAGUACGGUGGGGAGAAAAAUAGGACACCUUUUCGUUGUAUUUUCUCGUUACCAUUUGGUAGUAGACAAAGAACAUUCAAAAAAUUUAAAUGAUAAAACCAUAUUCUUACUGUCUUACGUAUCCCAUUAAACCGUUGGUAUUCGUUUAAAACACGAUCAGGGUAUUUGGAUAUAAUGUGCUAACGGUGUCCCAUCUCCCCCCAAUUUACUAUACCUAUCUGUAUUGCUAAUUACAUUUUUAAGAUGGCAGUUGAAAUAAGUUUAGAAUCGUGCGCGAUUGCUUCCACUGUUAUCGUAACUUUAUUAAAACUGUUACUGGUUCCUGCAUACACGUCAACGGAUUUUGAAGUCCAUCGCAAUUGGCUGGCAAUUACGUAUAGCCUACCAUAUAAAGAGUGGUAUUUUGAGAAUACUUCAGAAUGGACAUUGGACUACCCCCCAUUUUUUGCAUGGUUUGAAUGGACGCUUUCUCAAAUUGCAGUUUUCAUUGAUCCAAAAAUGGUGACUAUUUCAAAAGAGAGCUACAAAAGCAUUGGAACGGUUUGGUUCCAAAGAUGCAGUGUAAUAGCUACUGAUGCUAUUUUUAUUUAUGCUUGUUAUCGUUGUGCAACUAUUUUGCAAAAAUUAGAUAAACGUUUGCCAGCGCAUUUAUCUAGCCCACAAAAAGCUGGUGUUUUUAUUAUAAUAUCUGUUUUUAACUGUGGCUUAAUUAUAGUAGAUCAUAUUCAUUUCCAAUACAAUGGCAUGCUAUUUGGAUUCCUGUUUCUUUCCUUUGCCUACCUAAUGGAUGAAAAUUAUCCACUUUCUGCAAUGUGGUUUGCCAUUCUGCUGAACUUCAAGCAUAUUUUUCUUUACAUAGCCCCAGUUUAUGGUGUGUUCUUUCUCAGGAACUACUGUACUAACAAACUCGAAAAUGGGUUUUUAGCAUUUCUGACAAUAAAGUCCCCAAACCUCGUUACCCUGGCUUCAAUAUUAGUUGUGAUAUUUUCAAUGUCGAUUAAUCCUUUUUAUAAUCAAAUACAACAGGUUAUUUCUCGUUUAUUCCCGUUUAAACGUGGUUUAACUCAUGCAUAUUGGGCGCCCAACUUCUGGGCCUUGUACAAUGCUGCCGACAUUGCUUUACAAUUUGUGGGUAAAAAGCUUCACAUUCUAUCACCCAAUAUAACAAGUUCUGCCACCAGUGGUUUAGUGCAAGAAAUAGAACAUGCAGUUCUACCCCAUGUUUCCCCACUUGAAACAUUCCUGUUUACUUUGUUGGCAAUCUACCGAAACCUGUUAAACAUAUGGUCUCAGCCUUAUUUUACAAAAACCGCGUCAUUUAACCAAUUCCUAAGAAGCAUUGUACUCUGUUCUUUAACCUCAUUCAUAUUUGGGUGGCAUGUCCAUGAAAAAGCGAUCCUUAUGUCAAUUUUACCCGCCACAUUAUUAUCAUUACAUGGUACACGGCAAGACGCCAAAGUUUUUCUUCUUUUACAAACAGUUGGCCAUUACUCUUUAUUUCCCUUAAUAUUUACACCAUUUGAAACCAUGAUCAAAAUUUGCCUGCUUUUAUUAUACUGUGUGUAUACAUACUCUGCAUUUUCUAAUGUAUUUUCUGAUAUCCCAAAAUCAUAUUUUCGCUUACCUAUGCUGAACCACUUUGAAACUUUAUAUGUUUAUGGUCUUGCAGUGAAUGAAAUGUAUUGUUUGUUGAUACAUCCAUUUCUUACCAGUCAAUUCACAUUCUUACCAUUAAUGUUAACUUCCACAUACUGUUCAAUUGGGAUCUUAUAUUGUUGGUUUUUGCUUUACCAACAUGCUAUUAGUAUCUCUUAUUUACCAUAUUUAAAAAAAAACAAUUAGAAAUCAUAUUUACUUUUAAUGGGAACAAGUUUAAAUUUAUUAUGUAAGCCUGUAACUUGUGGUGCCAGCAUGUAUUUUUUACUAACUUUAUUAAACAGACUAACAGUUUAUGUAUGCCUAUAUGACUUGUAAAGUAAAUUGUCAAUCUAGAAAACAUAACAUUUUUCAGA